Messenger RNA from Poecilia reticulata (guppy), 6299 nucleotides. RefSeq names its product family with sequence similarity 78 member Bb (gene fam78bb). NCBI's taxonomy places the organism in Eukaryota, Metazoa, Chordata, Actinopteri, Cyprinodontiformes, Poeciliidae. The record is from RefSeq and is a predicted model, not a curated record.
GACGUGUCUCUGCUUCAACACACCUGAAUCAAAUAAUGAGGUCAAUAGCAGGACUCUGGAGAACUUGGCUGCAUACCGAGGAGGUGAUUGAGCCAUUUAAUUCAGGUGUGAUGGACCAGAGGUUAUCUAAAAGUUGUAGGACACACCGUCUGGAUUUGAACCCGUAAAGUCAAAUAAAGUCUACAAUCUAGCUUGGAAAGUUUCUUUUAAAAAAAAUGUUAAAACAACCUCAUUUAUAUGGGGGCGGGGAUGAUAACAGUGGUUGUUAAUUCACUAAAAUUGAGCUCAUAUGUAAACCAGCUACUGUUGAACAUUGAACACGGUUUUAAGAUUUAAUUUUCUCAUUUAUUUUUUAUAACUGCCUUUUUAUUUGAAACUCUAGCGGUACCUUGCAGUUGUCUAGCAGCGGUCUACCAGUUUGGGUUGUAUAAAAUUCUGUUUUGCAGCAAUACAGUAGACUGGCACUAUAUGAACCAGAGGUGUCUUUAUGAGGUUAAAACCAGUUGAAAGCUGGAGCCCGCAGGGCACCGCCUAUAGACUGGUGUAGUCUUCAUCCCAUCCACUGGGGGCUUGUAUUUUUUUUAUUAUUGCGGGAUUAGAAAGCAUUAUUCCAAUAUGGAGGAACCAGGUCGUAGAUCUACUACAGUGUAGACUCCUACGCCCCGAGUCUCCCUCUGCAGUUCAUUGGUCCAUGAGCGGGUUCAGCACCACGCAGGGUGAACAGCGACACUCCGCAGUUUCGUCGGAUUAGGAUGCCGCGGAAGCUGCUCAACACGGUUACUAUGACACCGGGUUUCUUCUUCUUUUUUUUACUCUGCAUGACACUGUUCCAUCCAUCCAUAGGAAGUACUCCCAGCCAGGACAUUUCUCAGUUUGAUCGGCGGAUUCGUCUUGUCUUCAGAGGAGAUCUUGCGUCGCGGAUGUUCGGAUGCUUCACAGAUUUCCUUUAUUUCGCCGGGUCUGCUUCGCUUCGAGUCCAAAGGCAUGACGGACUCUACUAACACCAUCCCGCGGGUUCAGUCCAGCUGCUUCAUCUUCUCAUGCACAACGCCGCAUCCGCUAUCACAGCUGCCGCCGCCCGAACACCGGGUCUCCCUGCCGGCGCCCCGGUGUCCGCCGGUCCCCCAAAGCCUCUCAUGACAUGACAACUCCGGGCAGGAGGAGCAGGAUCAAAGGUUGUGGGUAGGGGUUGCAGAAGGAUGGGUCAGAUCCUCAAGGGAAGGGUGCGAAGAAACUGAAAGUUUCCCUUUGAGAGUGUCUUAGCAGAGAAGCGCUCGACUGGCGUGGAGUCUCCAGAGGGGUCAGAAAGUCCCCGUGAUCCUUGUUCUGAUCUGUAUACCUUCAGCGUGGUGACACCCACCUCUGCCUCCCAGUCUCAUCUGAUGUACGGCCUCAUAGUGUUGAUACUGGUCGAGUCCCAGCCAGCUGCGAGGUUCCCCGGGCCUGUGAGGUUCUCCUUCUCCUGCGCAGUCAUGGGCUGCAUUCAGAGCAUAGCCUGCAACAAGUCGCGAAUCAAGCGGGAGAACAUCGUGGUGCACGACCUGUCCGCCACCAUAGACCACUGCCCGACUGUCAUCGAGGAAAACUCCCCCAUUGUGCUCCGAUACAAGACGCCCUACUUCAAAGCCGCUGCGCGGAUUGUCAUGCCCCCCAUUCCGCGCAACGAGACCUGGGUAGUGGGUUGGAUCCAGGCGUGCACUCAGAUGGAGUUUUACAACACCUACGGAGACAUCGGCAUGUCAAGCUGGGAGCUGCCUCAGCUGCGGGAAGGUCUGGUGAGGGCCAUCAGCGACUCCGAUGGCAUCAGCUACCCCUGGUACGGAAACACAACGGAGACGGUCACCAUAGUGGGGCCCACCUCCAAGCCGUCCCGCUUCACAGUCAGCAUGAAUGAUAACUUUUACCCCAGUGUCACCUGGGCCGUGCCGGUCAGCGAGUCCAACACGCCGUUGCUGACCAACAUCAAGAGGGAUCAGAGCUUCACCACAUGGCUGGUGGCGCUGAACACCACGUCCAAGGAGAAGAUCCUGCUACACACCAUCAAGUGGCGGAUGAGGGUGGACAUAGUUGUGGAUCCGGCCCAGCCUCUGGGCUCCAGAGCCAGGCUGGUGGGCCGGCUGUACCAGGAACAACCGCGGGUGUUGAGCCGCAUGGAGCCCGUCCCUCCAAACGCCAUGGGGAAGCCGAACGCCAACGACGCCCAGGUUCUGAUGUGGAGGCCCAGGAGAGGUCCUCCGCUUGUUGUCAUACCGCCUAAAUAGAGCCAAGAGAGGCUCUUCAGAACUGUUUCUUUUUGCUACGACGUCACAGAGAGCCACACACGACUGAAACUUGCAAUGACAGACCGAAGCAGAGUUAAAUAUUUAAUUGUUGAAUUGGUGUUAAAACUCUGCCUUAAUUCCCCGCCGCUGCCUUUGAACCAUCCAGAAGGUUUCAGCCUCUGGUGCUGCUGAACUGUGGGGCGUACAGAGGUGCACUCUGGCCCAGCACACCCGAGCAGAGCGCCGCUUAACUCUUAGAAAACACCGUCAGUGCUGGGAUGUAUCAUUAAUCUUCGAUGUAGCUCCUCAGGCUCAGGAGGACGUGAUCAAGCCUUGAUAUGGGCGGUUAUACACGAAAUGGUUUACAGCCUUAAAGAUCCUCCAGAGGGAAAGUUUUGGAGGUAAAGGUGAAACAAAAGACAACUCCGUUGUGGGGGGAUUAAUUGAUCGUUUUCAUGUCAGAUGGAUGAUGUGAAUGUAGGUAUUCAGGUGUUUUUGUCUGUGCAGAUGUGUUUUUUUAAAACGGCUGCGUUCGGGCUUGCUGCUGUCACACCAGACUGCCUCAAACACGCCAGAGCCCUCAUUCAGGUUAGUUUUACAUUCAACUUUCAGAUCACAGGAAACACAGACUCGAUACGUACACAUCCUCAUGGACACACUGACACGUGAAUGAAGCCUACAGAGAGAUUCUCCUUUUCUAACAGUGACUUCAUCCAAGCUUCCCAGUUGCUCCAAGUUCUGCCUUUGCAAAUCCAGAGAUGCCUGCCGAGGUCGACAGUGAAGCCGGAUUUUUUGUUUUUUUUUUGUUAGGAUUUUCAGGCCCCUAGUAUUAGAUUUGGAGAGAAUGAAGAUGCAAAGGAGGCAAACGUACCCCAAAAUGGUUUGACUGUUUGUUACAAAGGGAAGCCAGUAGUAUACCACCAUGUUGAAUCACAACUACACGCCUCAUCAUCAAACCCUCUGCCUCCUUUUCCACCUCCAUAAAUUCCUGGUCCUUCAGUAUUACUUACAGGGGCUUUAUGCUGCUUUAGGCUCCCAGGGGGCGCUGUGUUCGGACUGGUAUCGUGACAAGGAUGGGAUGUAGCAGAGUUUGGGGAUUGGGAGUGUGGUAUAGGAACUCAAAACUCUUCAGUUUUCCUCUCUACCUUACCUGUCGCUCUUAAACUUUACAUCCCGUCUUAAAACGUGGUUUAAAAAUCUGUCUCUACAAUCGACUACUUGGUUUAAAAACUCAUUGUCGUAGUUUUUAUGUCUCUGAAGGCAAACCAGAGAGCGCAUUCCAACUACUGAGGAAUUACACUUCUCCUGCCUCUCUGGGAAAAAUUUGCUCUUCCCGCUAUUGCAUAGCAAGAUCCGACUGAUUGUUGAACCUAGCAACAGUGUGGCUCUCAUCCAGGCAGGCAGAGAACAGACCUUUACCUUUCCCUGGGUUUGAAACUGGUUUCUAAUUAGCAGAGUAUCAAGGUGUGACAGUGUUACAGCCACAGUCUUUAGAUAGUCUCCAGAUUCUACAAGAUUUCUACAGAUGUUUGUGUUUUUAGCCAAUAAUGAACAAUUUCUACGCACAAUAUUUCUUCUUUUUCUUUAGUUGUACAUAAUACAAAGAUUAUUUUAAAGGCUGGAAACUGAAACACAUUCAAGACGAGAGGCAAAUGUAUCUUUUUUUAUUACUUUUUUUUUUUUUUUUACAACACUAAGCAUUUAAAAAUAUGGCAGAAACAGCAGCUGGGGUGUUAAAAGUCAAAGGUGUCUGAUUCUUGUGUGAAUUAAGGGGUUUUGUUGCUCGGUGGUUUAAUGUUCUUGUAUUUUUGUUCCAUCUUGUUGUGUCAGCUCUGACGUCCAGGUGGAUCAAUUUGACAGAUGGAUUUUUUUUUUCUACUAGAUAUUUGCUAAAAACAUUUGAAACAGGGGUCAGGAUUAUCAGUAAGGGUUGCACCAGUACAUGCAUAAAUGCAUCAGUCAGUAUUAUUGGUGCCUUCUCUGGUUGGUAAGCUCCACAUCUCGUGCGUUUCUCCUCCUGAUAUCUGUGGUGGAUUUAUUCUGUGGUCAGGGACGGCCGGGUUUCUCUUCAGCCUGGAGGACACAGAUUAACCAACUUGAGUUUUUGUUUUAAUAUUUGAGUAGAAUUUUAAGUUUUUCAUAAUCAUGUCCAUAAACACUUUACUUCCAACCUUAUGUAUGUUUUGUUUAUAGGGGAUUUUUUUUGUUUGUUUGUUUUUGUGAUUUUCCCCUUAUAUUUCAAAGUUUUGAGAGGCUAUAGUCUGUUUACUGACCUUUGUCAGUUUGGAAGUGUCUUUGUGGCGACCAAAAGAUUUAUUCUACAGACCAGUGUUUUUCCAGACAUUCAGUGUUGUCAGCUGGAAGAGUUUUAAUUUUGUUUUGUACCUCCGCCCCCUUCCCGCCUUCUGUUGUGUAGAAAUGUCCCAAGAUUGUCUGAAUCUUUCUGUGGAUAUUGAAAAAGGAAAAUGCUAAUUUUAAGCCAGUUCGUCUUUGAGGAUUUCCCACAAAGCUCUAAAUCGGUUCUCCCUGCUGAUUCUUCAAAAGUCAGUUUCCUUUAUAUAUUCAGUCCUAUUCCUGAUCUGUAAAAAUCUCCAGCACAAAAUUGCUGGCAGGCUAAUCGUAAUUAAAUAUGCUUUAAAAUAGUUAGAAAACCUUUUUUUCCACAUAGGAUUUAAAAUAGUUCACAGCUCCAGGUUUUUGAAAUAUUAUAUGCAUUUAUUUGCUCCUCACCCAAUAAAAUGCAGAGCACAAAAUUUCCUUCGUAAGUGCUUUUAAAUGCUGUGGGACUUUGCACUUAUGGCUGCUGUCAAAAUGCAAAAGCACUCAAGUGUGAUACGAUUAUAUUAAUAUUUACCACGCUCCCCAUCUCAGUGUAACCACUGAAUAUUUCAAAGAAACCAAAAAUGAGAAAAUUACUAGAAAAUUUGCUCUCGACUCAAGUCAACCCAUUUCACGAUGCCUUGAAAAAUAUUUCUAUCUGUUGAUGUUUUUCUUUAAAACAUUUUGUCAUGUGACAAUGACGAAAAAAUGAGAAGAAAUCCACGUUGAUGAAUCAUGUGCAAUCAAAACAAUUGAUUAAACAAAAGGCAGCUGCAUGCCUUACGCCACAUCUGUCCCUAAUCAAUAACCAAUGUUCACAUGAAAGGAAAAUGCCCAGCCCAAACACAAGCCAUAAACCUUGACAUGUUUUAUUGGGAUUGUAUUUAUAUGAAACUUCACCCAGUUUGUUAAUCUAUGACCUCUGAAGGUCGCACUGGAUUUUAUUUAAAGGUAUCGGAAUAAAGGAGGCUGAAUACAGGUGCAUGCCACACCAUUUUUUUAGAUUUAUAGACCCAAAGAUACACUCAAAUUUGACUGGUGUAUCAUAAAAAACAAGUAAAAUGUCAAAAAUAUGACAGUGUAGGAAUACUUUUGAAAGGCACAGUAAGGCUGACUGUACGCUCAUGACAAUCCAUUUAAAAGUGGUCCAGAAUUGCUGCUCAAAACUCAAACGGAUAAAUUCAAAAAGACGUCCUAGUGAAUUAAAAACAAUCACAGUGCCUCUCCUGGCAUCAUGUCUUUUUCUAAACUAUUACAAAAAAAAAAGUCACUUGUUUGCCAAUUGUUUAAUCAGUCCAUAUCGCCUCAUCGACACAAAAAAACCCGGACAGAUCAAGAAGGAGCGCCGAGCCCAGCCAGAGGAGGAAUGGACGACGUUCCCACAAAAAUCACUCCCAUGCUGCUUCUUCAUCGUGGCGCCAGCUGUACGAGGCUUCACGCACAGACCGACACACACCUCACUGUCAGAGAGGCGGGCAGCCGGGUGGUUUGGAAAACGGAUGCGCCUACCUUAACCUCAACCCGGGAGCGGUCGGUGAAAAAUCAGAGGAUUCAAACUUCUGAAGUCACGCUGACAAUCAGGAAAAACCCCAACAGAGCAGCACUUGUGACCGAGGAGUUCAUUAUUGUUCAACGAAUCGUGGCUUUUCUAGUGUAAAAAUAGUGACGACUGUAAUGUUUUAAUGAGGAAAAAUAAACUGAAAUAUAUUUAUAUCCGAA